This is a messenger RNA of Chanos chanos (milkfish), 1696 nucleotides long. RefSeq names its product butyrophilin subfamily 3 member A1. The record is from RefSeq and is a predicted model, not a curated record. Bases 101 to 1300 code for a protein of 399 amino acids. The transcript has 10 exons. Gene Ontology annotation, molecular function: protein binding. Lineage: Eukaryota; Metazoa; Chordata; Actinopteri; Gonorynchiformes; Chanidae.
UUACCACGCACUUGCAUGACGGACACACUCCUUCGCUAGGAAAAGAACAAACUUUAUCAAAUCGCACAAUUUCAAGGUUUUGGAGCCCUGAGCAGCCAAGAUGAUGCACUGUCUCCAGUUCCUCGUUGAACCUGCUAAGAAUAUUACAGUCAAGUUUAAGGAAUCUCGUAAGAGGGCUAAAAAUGAGAAGAGAGAGCCGUUGGAUGAGAGUCAGCUUUUUAUUGUGGCUCUGGCCAAGGAGCUGAGCAGAGUGUGCCAGAGAUCUGAAGUGCUGCAGCACAUUGUGAACUGUGAGGACGUGUGGCCCACCCUGGCCUGCCGAGCCUUCAUCCUGGAAUGGGCAUCCAUGUUGGACAGCAAGAAAAGGCCCAUGCAGACCGAUGGUUGGCCGGAGCAGGCUGACUGGAGGGAACUGGCCCUGAGCAGUGAACAGGACAUAGAGAGCGCUAAGAGACUCAUCCUCUCUUGGACCAAAGAGCUGAAGACCCAACCUGAGCAGAGUGUGUGGCCCGGAGAGGCUGUGGUUGUCGUUCUGGACGACCUUGAGCGCCACUGGCGUAAAGGUCGCAUGCCUAAUCUCCAGUCUGCCAUGGAGCUGGUCUUCUGGACCCUAAUGACCAAAGAACCGGACCAGGAAUCUAUCCCCCGCCAGUGGCUCAUCUGGAAGCAGAGAAGCCAUAAAAUAGGUGCUGUUCACUAUAUCCCUCACACAGUGUGGGACUGGAUUUGUGAUGCAGCAGUGGAGGUGACCCUCGACCUGGACACGGCUAAUCCGGACCUGCUGAUCUCGGACGACGAGAAACGCAUGCGCUGCGGCUUCGAACGGAAAGACGUGCCCAACUACCACCAGCGUUUCGACGGGUGGUGGUGCGCCGUGGGACAGCAGGGCUUCGCCUCCGGCAGGCAGUACUGGGAGGUGGAUGUCGGCGAGAUGGACUGGCGCGUAGGCGUGGCCAAAGAAUCCGCCCUGCGGAAGGGUUUCAAGUCCCUGAACACGGACACCGGCUACCUGACCCUCCGCCUGGAGAGAGGCACCGAGCUGAAGGCCCUGACCGUUCCCUUCACCGCCCUGCCGGCCAACCUCAUCCCCCGCAAAGUGGGCGUCUACCUGGACUACGACGAAGGCCAGCUCUCCUUCUACGACGUGGAGAAUCGCUCUCACAUCUACACUUACAACGAGCGUUUUGCCGAGAAGCUUUUCCCGCUGUUCGGCACUGUGGAGAUCAUAAAAGAUCUGGUGAUUCGGUCUCCGGGAGACAAGAGCCACUGUCUGUGCCAGGGGAUGUGUCUGUGGGGAUGAGCACCGAUAUCUCACACUCUAAACCUCAUCAAUGCCAGGCCCAGUGUGUAAUCUACUCACCACUUCAAAUCAGCAUCAUCUAAAACUAACUGGGUAUCUGGAGUCACCUCGUAGAGAGAGAGAGAGAAAUUCUUAUUAGCUGUAAAGACCAAGUGUACAAUCAUCUGUGGUGUUCAGUCUGUUAUUUCUGCCGUCUCUACUGUUCUUUACUUGAUUCUAGCUGUCCGCACCUUAAUAGAAAAUGCAAUGUGCAUUUGUGUGUGUGAGUGUGUGUGUGCGUGUGUGUGUGUGUGGGUGGAUGGGGUAAUGAGUGUCUGCACCCAUUCUGCAUUUUCAUAAAACUGACAGAUGAGUAUUGUUCAGCUAUUAACAGCUUAUUGACGUAAUUAAUCCUGC